Molecule: messenger RNA, 2808 nt
Organism: Trichobilharzia szidati
Lineage: Eukaryota; Metazoa; Platyhelminthes; Trematoda; Strigeidida; Schistosomatidae
Source: the annotation of a GenBank genome assembly
AUGUCUGAACGCGGGUUGCUUCACUGCUCAAUAUCACCAAUGGAUUCAUCAUUAUUGUGUGAAACUUCAACUGCAGAUCCAAAUUCAGCCUAUGAUGAACUACCAAUGCCAUAUAGAAUGUUAGACAAGAUAUUACAAGAAACACUUGACGAUAUAUGGGCUACAAUCGAGUCGAAGGAACACCAUAAGAAUAAAGCAUUCAGUUUGAAGCAGUCGAAACGACAAGAAUUAGACAAAAGUUUAAAUAGCAUAGAAGGUGUUCAUCUAUAUUGUAUUGUUGGAGAGUAUUUCUUUAAAAUAUAUGAAAAUCAAAUUAGUGUUUACAAUGUUGACAGUUUACAAUUUAUAUCAGAAUGGAUGUAUACAAAUGAAACUAGCGGUUACAGUUCAAUUCGUACAUUUAAAACAAUUGAAUUGAACAAGAAUAUUAUAUUUCAGGUAUUGAUUGAUGAUUCAGGACAGACUACUAUGCUGAUGUUUGUUGAAGGCCUGUUCAUACCUGUUAAGCCAAUCAGUUCAUCAUCAUCGGCGGAAAAUCAACCGUAUCAUGCGCUGAAUGGUAAAAUUUCACCAUGUGGACAAUUCUACGUAUCAUUAAAUGAAGAUUCUAUUAAUUCUAAAGUUUGGUUAGAAGUCUAUCGACUGCCAACUGAUAGUUGGAUGAAAGAACUUUCACCUAUCAUUCAAGAAUUUCAGAAUGCAAGAACAGCCACUCUUGAUGAUGAAGUCGGUCCUAUAAAGGAAAUGACUGUUAAUUUAAAUGAACGUAAAGCUUAUUAUGAAAGUCAUCUACAACUUAGUUCACCUAUACUAACCGGGAGAAUUAGAUAUCCAAAUUUACCGUCAGGUCCAGCAUGCAAAUCGAUAGCAGCUGCACUGAAACAAGUCAAUGAAAAGACUGGUCUUCUUAAUUAUUCAAAUUUCGCUACUCAUUUAUACACUGAUGCAAUUUCUGAAGCAAAUCAGCUAGCGUUUAUUGAGCAUAGAAAGUAUCCAUCGUGUUUGAUAAAUCCACCUAAAGCUCAAGUAGUCGAAACAGAAGAAGAAGGAACUAAUGUGAUUACUACUCAAGGAGCUGUGAAUAGUCUUGAGCUUGCCAAACCGGUAAACGAGCCUCCAACAGAAACUAAUUCACCAGUCCAGACGAAACGUCAACUAAGAAACGCAAAGUCAUCAAAACGGAAAGCGGCUGGUAAAGACAAUUCUGUAACAACAAUACAACAACCCACAGGAGGUGGUACUGGAGGCAGUCGUAAGAAAAAAGGUGAUAAGAAUCAGUCUACAAGUGAAAUAGUUGAACCUGUGGCAAAUAAAGAAAGUGAUAGUAAUAAUAAUAACAUUAAUGAUAAUAAUAAUAAGAAACAUGAAAAUGAACAAGCUAUUGAAACAGUUAUAAAGACGUUGACGUUAGAGGAGACAGAACAAGUCGAUGAAGAUGUCAGCAGAAGUCAACAGUUUGAAGAGAUAAGAAAACAGUUAGUCAAUGAAUUAAAUGAAACAAAGCCUAAAAGUUAUCCUUAUUUCGAAUUCUUACCAGUUAAUUUGAAUACUGACAGUAGAAAUCAGGAAACGUCCUCAUCUUCAAAAAAUGUCGCAUCUUCCAGUUCUAUUUGUGUUUACUGGUCUGGAUCAUGUCAACUAUUCUUCUAUUUUCUGGAUAAAUUCACAAAAGCUGGUGAAGGUGUACCGGAAGAGGUCGCUUAUUUUGGUUCAUGUAUCACACAUAUUUCUAUUAAACCAUUCAUCAUGAAUUCUGUUAACACUGCAGGCAGCAGAGAGCAGUCAUCAAAUAGGUCAAAUUUAAUCAAUUCGGAGAAUUAUUAUCUAUUGGUUGGUCUUCAGUCUGGAAUAGUUGUCAUCAAACAGCUACAGUCAAACCGAUAUUUACCAAUAGUUCAAACAAGUUUGGGACCAAUAGUAGACGUUGGUUCGGAGAGUGACACUAAUUCAAUUACCUUGAUUACUGCCUGCUGUAUGAAGAAAAAAGAAACUAUGCAUUCUGAAAUGGAGGAGAGUUUGAAGGUGUAUAACAAGUACACAUUUGGUAUUUACAAUUUAGAAAAAAGUCAGUUUGACUGGAAAAGAGCUAAUGUUAUGAGACAGAAUAAUUUUCGUUGUCGAGCAAUCACUGCACUGAACACGGAUGACAGCUUCACGAUUAUUGUUUGUCUAAUGUCAACAAAAGAUUUGUUGAUCUUCCCAGUGAACUCUACUCUCCAUGAUAAUCAAGAGGAUAAAGUGAAUCAGUCCUUAAAUGAAUGUAUCAAUGAAAGUCAACCAGUUCAACAGGCAGAUACGAAUUCAAACAGGAGACUUUUACAGAAUACUAUUCAUAUUAGCCUGCCUAAUCCAUAUGAAAUUAACUUGAAUACAGGAACUGUUAGUUUAUUUCCAGAGAUGAAUGAAAAAUGGAUUGAUAAUAUGGAAUUAUUUAAUCAGUUAUGUUUAACUUCGGUACGACGAAUAUCGCUUACGGACAUUUAUGACGAUGGUACCACUGCUCGAGUGAUGAAUGAUGAAGGAGAGAAGGACACACUGAAUGCCUAUCACUUAUGGAUUAGAGGAACGAAGUGGGAUGAAGAUAAAAUUGAGACUAAGCUGUUCCGCACUACUUUGAAGUUUGCACGAAGUGAAUCUUUGGAUCGUCCAUUUGAGAUGAAUAUUGAGGAAGCGAAUGAGGAUGUUUACUGCGAACCAAUACAGAUUCAUUCCAAUAAAUUACUACAAAGCAGAAAUUGCAAUAAAGAUGCAAGAAGACAAAGAUUUCAGAGAAUUUGGGAAAAUUUGACGUCUGAAAGUGUUUACUAA